Priceomyces carsonii is the source of this 351-nucleotide messenger RNA. It is a transcript of the gene YKE2, whose product is annotated as tubulin-binding prefolding complex subunit. The coding region runs from base 1 to 351 and encodes 116 amino acids. The transcript has a single exon. Gene Ontology annotation, biological process: protein folding; chaperone-mediated protein complex assembly. Gene Ontology annotation, cellular component: cytoplasm; prefoldin complex. Gene Ontology annotation, molecular function: protein-folding chaperone binding. The record is from RefSeq and is a predicted model, not a curated record. Lineage: Eukaryota; Fungi; Ascomycota; Pichiomycetes; Serinales; Debaryomycetaceae.
AUGUCGGAUCCUAAGCAGCAAUUUGAAAAGCUCUCGCUUGAAUUCAGUAAUCAGCAGACAACUUUGAAUGACCUAAUUUCUUCCAGAUCCAAGCUAGAAACACAAUUUCAAGAAAACAAGAUUGUUAUGGAGGAGUUAAAUCUUUUGAAUGACGAAUCUAAAAUCUUUAAGCUCACAGGACCCAUACUUAUGCCGCAGGAUUAUAGCGAGGCAAAGUUGAAUGUAUCAAAGCGUAUUGAGUUCAUAGAAGAUGAAAUAAGUAGGGUAGAGAAAAAGAUAGAGGAUAACCAGAAGAGCAUUGAGAAAACUAGAGACACAAUCUUAGAAUUAAGAUCAAAUAUGAACAAGUAG